AUGUUUUCGACUUGGUCCUACAUUCUUCUCGUUGUUACUUUUCUGACUUUCCACUCGCUCUCUGCAGUCACUUGUCAACAAUGUUGCCUUCCUCCUCAAUAUUCACAACACGUUCGAUUUCAAUCUACAACUUCUUCCAAUGCAUUAAAAUCGAAUUUCACAACUCUUUAUGUGCAACAUUCUUAUGUGGACACUCUUCAAAAUAGAAUUCGACAAGUUUAUGUUCAGUUUUAUUUCAAUGAAUAUCCACAAUCGAGUUAUAGUGUGAUGAAUUUUUUGUCCUCAGAUCGUUCUGUGAAAUACAUCUAUAAAUGGAAUGCAACUUGUUGUUCAUGUGAAAAAGAACAAAAUGUAGGAAAUGCACCUUUUCAACCCGUGUGUGCGAAAGGCAGCACCUUUCAAACCACCAAUCUUGGCAAAUAUCCACUGGUCAUCUUUUUUGAACAACAACAACAUGAUUCUCCUCAACACUAUUUUUUGAAUCAAAGAUUUGUCACUUCAAAAGUUUCUGGUCCUUCCAAUCAAUGUUGGAUCAUGGAAUACGAUGAGGUUUUGAAUCAUUCGAAUCGAAAAGAACAUAUCCAUAUGAUCUUUUCAGAGCAGAGGGUUGGUGUUUCUGAUGAGAAUGUUUUUGUGUUGGACUCGAAAUGUCCUUCAAAGGAAACUUGUCCAUGGAAGAGAUAA
Naegleria fowleri is the source of this 684-nucleotide messenger RNA. RefSeq lists its product as uncharacterized. The record is from RefSeq and is a predicted model, not a curated record. NCBI's taxonomy places the organism in Eukaryota, Heterolobosea, Eutetramitea, Acrasida, Naegleriidae. Bases 1 to 684 code for a protein of 227 amino acids. The transcript has a single exon.